Messenger RNA from Manihot esculenta (cassava), 800 nucleotides. RefSeq lists its product as uncharacterized. NCBI's taxonomy places the organism in Eukaryota, Viridiplantae, Streptophyta, Magnoliopsida, Malpighiales, Euphorbiaceae. The transcript has 3 exons. The coding region runs from base 134 to 484 and encodes 116 amino acids. The record is from RefSeq and is a predicted model, not a curated record.
CAGCCUCAGCAUUGGAUCCGGACAUGGUCCAAUGAACACGUGGCGGCCUUGGAGGAGGCGAUGGCGUCAGCCAGAUGCGUAGAUAAAGUGAAUACAAGAGAGAGAGAGGGAAAAAGAGUGAAAGAGGAGAAGAAUGAGAGGAAGAGAGGGCAGUGAUAUUCCUUCUUCUUUCUUUCUCCUCUCUCCUCUUGCCGUGGGAGAACCUACUUUGCAGCGGAAGAUGGAAUGGUGGGAUAAGGUGAUCCAUCCUGUGCAAAGAGUUUGGAAAGGUGUCGCUUUGCGUAUUGGGAUUCGCAAACGAGGGCUACUGAAGCUGCAUCAUGAUGUCAGGGCUUGUGAAUAUGAGGAUGUUCGUGUUAUGUGGGAGAUGCUGAAAAGAAACGAAACUGAAAAUGCUAAGCUUUCAGGGAAGAAGAAGAAGAGAUGCCUCUGGGAUUGCUUUAGCUGGGCUAGGUGCACUCCAUAUUUUGGCCACAGCUGUUGAUCUUCCAUUUGUGGGACUUCUCAAACAACAGUCAUCCACUGCAUUAAUCGAGUGAGAUGUGCAUGUCAGUUGAUAAUAAAAGAGAAAGGAGGGCUCCAUAUAUAUGAGAUAGUCUUGUUUAUCUUCUGUCAGUCGUUUGUAUAUAUCAUCUGCCCACCCAUUAGAUGGAUACAAUCCAUCUCGUCCUUCUCUCUUUGUUUUAUCCCCAGUGGAACAAACUAGUUCUUAGUGGCAUAUGCAAUGUAUGUGUUCUGAAGUAGUACAUUUGUACUAUGUUAUGUGUUCUACAUCAGUUCAUUUGUGCUAUUUUUUUCCA